Messenger RNA from Prunus armeniaca (apricot), 2229 nucleotides. The record is from the annotation of a GenBank genome assembly. Lineage: Eukaryota; Viridiplantae; Streptophyta; Magnoliopsida; Rosales; Rosaceae.
AUGCCAGUUUCAUUGUUCAAGGAAAAAAUAGCUAAUCAAAUAGGUGUUCCAGUUGGUCAGCAGCGGCUGAUUUUCAGGGGAAAGGUGCUAAAGGAUGAUCAUCCUCUCUCUGAGUAUCAUUUGGAAAAUGGGCAUACAUUGCACUUAGUUAUAAGGCAACCAUCCCAGUCACAACCUUCAUCUGGGACAAGUUCUGGCGACCCACAUGUGAAUAAUGGAAAUGAGGCUAGUGGUGUUCCUCGUGGUCGCAUUGGACAGAUAUCACACAGCGUAGUCCUUGGGACAUUUAAUGUUGGAGACCAAGGUGAAGGCAUUGUUCCUGACCUUAGUCGGGUUAUUGGUGCAGUUUUGAAUUCUAUUGGAGUCGGCACCCAGGCUACAACUAAUGUUACAGGCAACGUACAGUCCACUACUUCGUCAAACAAUUCUGGCCAGUCUCCUCACGGAAAUGAUGCAGAAGGGUUGCAUAAUGUCAUUGGUCCGAACCGAGGAGGAAAUCAAGCACAGUCUGGACAGGCAUUUCCUGCUCAACCAUUUCCAACUUUUCCUCAAGCUGUGCAAAGUCCUGCAGCUGCAGCAUUUCCAAUUCCUUCGUUGAAUAUGCCAAUUCCAGACUCUUUGAAUACGCUCUCUGAGUUUAUGAACAGAAUGGAGCAGGCAUUGACACAAAAUGGUUACCAGCCAAAUUUAUCUGCAACAAACACAGGAGACGUGCCGAGGGUGAAUUUACCUUCCAAUGCACAGGGGAUGCCCACACCUGAAGCAUUGGGCAUUGUUCUUCGUCAUGCAGAGCGACUUCUAAGCAGUCAUGCUGUUUCUGCACUAUCUCACAUUGCAGGACGCUUGGAGCAAGAAGGAGCAUCUUCAGAUCCCUCUGUGAGGGGCCAAAUUCAGACAGAAUUUAUGCAAGUAGGGCUUGCAAUGCAACAUUUAGGUGCUCUUUUCCUUGAGCUUGGCCGGACAAUUUGGACACUUCGUAUGGGACAGUCUCCUGGAGAAGCUGUUGUGAAUGCUGGGCCAGCAGUUUAUAUUUCCCCAUCAGGGCCUAAUCCCAUAAUGGUCCAGCCUUUUCCUCUUCAAACAAGCACAAUGUUUGGUGGUUCUGUACCUCAAUCAAAUCCUAUGACUUUUGGUCCUGUUGGUGUUGGAAGUGCUCCAAGGAAUGUAAACAUUCAUAUACAUGCUGGUACCUCACUUGCGCCAAUGGUUUCUGCAGUUGGUGGUGCUAGGGGAAGUAAUGGGGAGGGUAUGCCGAGAGAACAUCGUAAUGGGUCUGGUUCUAGAGAUUCAGGUGCACGGGUGCUGCCAGUGAGAAAUGUAAUUGCUGCCACUAUGCCAACAUCCCAAACUGGUAUUGCAAUCUCUGGUGUGUCACAACCAGGUCUUUCUGCUUCACAGCCGCCUUCCGACUCCUCACUUUCCUCCAUUGUUUCUGAACUUAAUUCACAUAUUAGAAAUUUUGUUGGCAAUAUGCAAGGAGAAGACGCAGUUCAAUCAGGUCAAGAGGUACCCAAUGUUCAGAGUUCAUCUGUUGGCUUUGAAUCGCGUAAUGAUGCAGGAAGUGAACUGCCCAGUACUGCAUUUGUUGAUGGAGCUGGGGAAUCUAGUGUGCCGAUACCUGGUUGCACAUCUGAAGGUGGAGGUCAGAAGGAUUCAGGAAGUGUUCCUACCUUGAAAGAUGAUUCAAGAUUCCCAGCUGGAGGUCCUCUAAGCUCUUCAAGUGGACAAAAUACCUUGGCGAGAAAAGAUGAGAAAGAAAGUGGUCCACAAUCCAGUGAGAAGCAUGACAUGACUGAGGGUACAAAAGCUGUUCCACUUGGAUUAGGACUUGGAAUUUUGGACCGUAAGAGACAAGGCAGGCAGCAAAAACCACUGGCCAAGAAUGGUGAUGGCGGAAUGGCUAGUGCUCCCAUCAAUCAGAAUCAGCAAGUAACAGGUGGUCAGCAAGUUUUGCAGUCUCUUGCAUCUCGUGGUUCUGCUGUAAGUAGGAUGAACACAAGUGAUGCGCCUGCAAGACAAACAGCCCCUGCUAUUGGGCAGGUCAGAGAUGGUAGAGCAUUGGGAGCGCAAGGUCCUGUUGACCAAGUUGAUAUGGGAAGCGUGAUGUCUCAGGUUCUGCGUAGUCCUGCCCUGAAUGGUUUAUUGGCAGGUGUUUCAGAGCAAACUGGAGCGGGUUCUCCUGAUGCAUUGAGGAAUAUGACUUGGAGGAGGCCAAGGUGGCGGGAUUGA